AUGGACCGCAGCUUAAAAAGUAGGCUAUUUAAUGUUGACGAACCAGCCCUUACUUCCGCGGAAGUUUGUGUUAUUUCACUGGACGUUGCUCUAGCUCUGAAUUAUCUGCACCAGGAACGCGAACCUAUCAUCCACCAUGACGUCAGUAGUGGAAAUGUGUUACUAUGGCGACAAGGUGACCAAUGGAGAGCCAAAGUGUCUGAUUAUGGCACUGCUAAUUUUGUACGCCAGAGCACUAUCAAUUACGCAGGCGCUGCGAUCUAUCAAGCACCAGAGUCGUUGAACGGAGAUCCAGAUCAACCCAUAAGCUGUAAGGUCAGUACAGGAGCAGUAUAUUUCGAAAAAGAGAGGGAUAUAUAUCCCCCUUGUAUCUCUGGUGUAGUCAACAAUGAGUUUGAUAAAAAAGAGCCGAGAAUUGAAUGCACAGUCAGUUUUAUUCAAAAUUGAGAACUUUAAUAUACCUGUUUAUUAUAUAGACACGAGUGUUUCACAGGAAAAUAAACCACUCGUAAAAUUCAUAAAAACUACAUCCGGGACCCGAGUGGUUUAUUUUCCAUAAUUUCACAUGUGAGUUUAUCGAUGACGUAAUUUCGGUAAUUUCCCUCUAUUACUUUAUCAAUGUCUUCUUGUCUAUAUAAUAAAAAGAACAUUACACGGCGGCUUGAAGAUAUGAAUUUUAUUUUCUCGUGGUAAAAACAAUAUUUUACUCACACGCUGCGCUCCUUCGUAAAAUAUUGUUUUGCCACUCGAAAAUAAAAUUCCUACCUUCGCGCCACCGUGUAAUAUCCUCUAUAUAUGAUCUCCGGAGAUCACGUCCAUAUAUUAGAAUCAUUAGUUUGAUCCUCUAUACACUUAUUUCGUAUUUAUGAAUUUUACAUCAGCUUAUGGCGAGCAUCGUAUGAAUAAAUAUAAUCCGAGUUUAGAAAGAAAACAAUCCUAAAGUACUCCCGGGAAGCUGUAGCAUAACUAUGCCUAUGUGGACCCUAUGCGUAAGGCUACGCAAAUGAUCUAAUGAGGCUAUAAUCCUUUUCAUUCAAAAGCCGUUUUUAGACAGAUGAUUAAUAAAACCCAGCGUACACAUCUUUUUACUUAAUUUUCGAUUUUCUUAAUUAGGUUGAUGUGUAUAGUUUUGGUGUCCUCCUCUGUGAAAUGUGCAUCAGAGAUCAACCAGUCCAGGAGGACCGUGACAGGCAAAUAGAGCAGAUCAGAAACUGCUACCAUCGAGGCCUUGUGAGGCGCUGUGUACAGAAAGAGCCUUGGGAGAGGCCACAUAUGGACACGGUUAUCGAAGAACUGGAGACGCUAUGAAAAGUGGAACAAGUUGUUACAGAGUGCGCAAAGGGGAAACACGCGCAUCCUCGUAAUUUCCCCCUUCGCCCUUAAAAAAAAAAACCUGCGCCUGCAACUGGCCAGAGAAAACAGCCGACAUUUCGCAACGCCACCACUGGUUUCCCCGCAAAAUGAUGUCUGAGA
Porites lobata is the source of this 1473-nucleotide messenger RNA. Lineage: Eukaryota; Metazoa; Cnidaria; Anthozoa; Scleractinia; Poritidae. The record is from the annotation of a GenBank genome assembly.